This is a messenger RNA of Scaptodrosophila lebanonensis, 1986 nucleotides long. RefSeq names its product dipeptidase 1. The record is from RefSeq and is a predicted model, not a curated record. The transcript has 9 exons. Lineage: Eukaryota; Metazoa; Arthropoda; Insecta; Diptera; Drosophilidae. The coding region runs from base 315 to 1583 and encodes 422 amino acids. Gene Ontology annotation, biological process: proteolysis. Gene Ontology annotation, molecular function: metallodipeptidase activity.
CGCGUCCGCGUUUCGUGUUACACUUAAAGCGCUGAAGUUUCAAAGCCCUGCCAAUAAAUUCCAAAUACAGCUACAAAAUAAAUGCCAAGCAAAAAUAUGUGAAAUUUAAGUGGAGUGGAUGAAAACAGAUAAAGAAAAAAAGGGAAAAAAAGAAUUGAAUAAAAGUGUGCCAUUUUAAAGCGCCAACGCUACAAAUGCUUGGCAUGCGAGAAUGUUAAGUAAUUUGCUCUUUUUGGUUACAACCGCAACACGACCUACAAACACCAUCAAUGUGAGUGCUGCGCCUUUCGUGUUCUUCUUCUAGCUUGGGGGCAAUGAAAUCGCGGAAGCUGCCAAAAGGCUUCGUGCUUUGUGGCUUGAACUGCUUGACGUUUGUCUAUUUUCCGCUGGUGCUGCCCAUACUGAAAUGCUCGGCCGGCUCGACCGACUUCGACUAUCGCAUGCAGCGCGUGAAGAAUGUCCUGAAGGAGGUGCCACUGAUAGACGGCCACAACGACUUGCCCUGGAACAUACGCAAAUUUCUCAAGAAUCAGCUGAAAGACUUUCGCUUUGGCAGCGAUCUGCGCGAGCUAGCGCCCUGGUCGACCAGCGCCUGGAGCCACACGGACCUGCGACGUCUCAAGGAGGGCAUGGUGUCGGCACAGUUUUGGUCCGCCUACGCACCCUGCUCGUCCCAGCACCUGGACGCCGUGCAGCUCACUCUGGAGCAAAUCGAUCUGAUCAGACGCCUCGUUCAGCUGUAUCCCCAUCACAUGACGCUCGUGACGACAGCGUCGGGCAUCGAACAAGUUCAUCGCACCGGCAAGAUAGCCAGUCUUAUAGGGGUCGAGGGUGGCCAUGCCAUUGGCACCAGCCUCAGUGUGCUGCGCAUGUUCUAUCAACUGGGCGCCCGGUACCUCACCCUCACGCACACCUGCAAUACACCCUGGGCCGACUGCUGCAAAGUUGACGAACCGGGAAAAUAUCCCCACAUAGGAGGCCUCUCCAAGUUCGGCAAGCUGGUGGUGCAGGAAAUGAAUCGCCUGGGCAUGAUUGUCGAUCUGUCGCAUGUCUCUGUGCCAACAAUGCUGGAUGCUCUGGGCUCGUCACGGGCGCCCGUCAUCUUCUCCCACUCCUCGGCGCAUGCCAUUUGUAAUAGUUCCAGAAAUGUGCCUGAUCAUGUGCUGCAGCGUAUUGCCAUAAAUGGUGGUCUCGUCAUGGUUGCCUUUUACCCGCAUUUCGUCAGCUGCUCGAGUCAGGCGACGCUGCAGGAUGUCGUUGCGCAUAUCAACCACAUACGUGAAGUGGCCGGCAUCGAUCAUGUGGGCAUUGGGGCUGGCUACGAUGGCGUCAACUUAGUGCCCAAAGGACUGGAGGAUGUUUCCAAAUAUCCUUACCUUUUUGCCGCCCUACUCGAGUCUGAUAAAUGGUCGGAGGAGGACAUUGGGAAGUUGGCUGGCAAGAAUCUAAUACGUGUAUUUAAGGAUGUCGAAGCGGUGCGAGAUCAAAUGGACCUUUUGCGAGUGCCACCCAUUGAUCAGUCAAUUCCAGCCGAAGACAUUAUGGGCAGAUCCUACUGUCGCUUUCAAGGACCAAGAACGUGAUAAUUUCUCCAAACAAUAUGAAAAGCUUAAACACCCACACACCCAUACUUACCUACACAUGCGGCCGCAUAUGUCAGAUCAGCAACAACAACAACAGCAAAAACAACAACUGGAGCACCAGCAGAUGCAACAACAGGAAAUUAUGUGAAACACACUUUUGAUGGACAGUUCCGAUAAGAACAGCCCCGAAGUUACAAUGUAAAUAUUUGUAUGGACAUGAUAAAGAUAAACUGUACGAAAAGCUAUGUAUACAUACUAUAUGUAAGACAUAAAGUAAAAUUAACAUAAAACGUUGGAUAAUAACCGAAGAAGAAUUUCGUGUAUGUACAUGAGAGACGAUGUUUGUGGAGAGAGCAAGCAGAGGAGCAGAAAGUGAAAUAAAAAUAAAUUAAUAAAAACAAAA